GUUCACGUCUAUAGACGGCAAACAAAACGAUCGGCACAAAGAGAUGGAUUUCAACCGCCCAGAGCCUUUAACACAUGGGUCAAGGGAGACAAUCAUGAUUUCGUUGUAAACUUUGAACUUGCCGGACCCGUGAAAACUGUGUACAUUCCGCAUGAUAAUGGACUGAAACAUAACACCGUUACGCACUGUAUUAACCUGUACAAGGAUGCAGAACGAAUGGCUCACUCUAUGGUAGACACGUGUUCAAACCAUCCCAACAUAACGGUGCUGAUAGCUGAGAUAGGUCAUCGGGAUGGCCCAUUGUAUGCACUCCCGGUCGGCUCGGGGGACAUCCUGGCGCUGGGACUCUACAAGUCGUCAGCUAGUGUCAGUUCCGACGAAGAUAGCCCGAACUCAGUGGAUGCUGCGAAGCCAGGAAGUCAGAAGUUAUCCGGAAGAGAUACGGUGAACGGAAACGAAAAGUUUAAUGGUAGUGAAACGGUCAUCGGGAGUCAAACCGGAAGUCAAGCGGCAAGCGCAUUUCAAGCGGCGGCAAUACAGUAUCGUGAGAAGCGAGAAACCGGCUCUUAUACAGUGAAACUGGUUUUGGUCAUUGACUACAGUCGUUAUAAGUUUUGGUACGAGCUCACCCCAGCCAACAUGUCAGCAGACGGCCGAGACAGACAGGCGCUGUCUACCAUGGAAACGUUCUAUGUCUUCCAUGUCAACGGAAUAGACAUGCGGUACAGAAGCCUCGCGUCAUAUGGCCUUGACAUUGCAGUCAAACUGGUUGGAAUCUAUGUGCUCAAGUCGGAAGCUUCGUUUGUUUAUCAUGUGGACAACUCAAUGCCCCGAGGAAAAGUUGCCGUCGAAACCCUACUGCCCGACUUCCAGGCGUGGAUCGCCAGCAAACGGUCUGAUGAUGCGUCAUUUCCGGUUGGAGAUCACUACAUGUUUCUAACGAGUCACGACCUUGCAUUAGCAAACAACACAGAAGCCGCGGGCUACGCCCAAGGCAACUCCAUGUGUUCGAACAUGUCUACAUCAUUGGUCGAGGAACGUUUCAACUUCCUAUCCGUUACCAUAGAAACGCACGAACUAGGUCACGCUCUGGGUGGUCGCCACGACGGGGACAACAAUGUUUGUUCCAGCGACGACGGAUACAUCCUUUCGGCAUCCAAUGCAAUCAUGUCAGCGUCCAAGGCCCGCAACCCCUGGGGAUUUUCAAACUGCUCCGCAAAAGACAUCGGAGCAUUUUUAGCGUCGCAUGCUUUCAAAUGUUUGCUGAUAGACGACAAAGCUUCGGUGCUGAACAUCACUGACCGGAAGUAUCCGGGACAGACUUACAGCCCUGACGAUCAGUGUCGACACGCGAUUGGCCAGAAUUCCGAAUUUUUAAGGAGCGCGCACGUAGGCGCCUUUGCCGACAUAUGUACCGGCAUGUCCUGUACCACGGAUAGCGUACAGCUUCUACGCAACGUCCUUCCGGCGGAUGGGACAUCAUGUGGAAAUCGUAAGUGGUGUGUCAACGGAACAUGUGUGACGUCCAAAGAGGCUGAGGCAAAAAACGAUGCUUGCAUAUUCGGAGACCAGCCCGGGGAGAUGGUUCCCGGAACCACGUGUUCAGACCGGGUCAGCGCUUUUCUAGGCAACUGUUACCACGAGGAAACGCGCGCACCUUGCUGUACGACGUGUUCGCAACGCAAACUGGACAUCGCAGGCUGCGAGUUCGGUGACAGAUCGAACUGUAGCGCCAUACGCCGAUGGCAGUGUUAUAAUGAGACCCUUCGAACCGUGUCCUGCUGCAAAACUUGUGCCGACUUUCGGGGAAAUAUUUCAGGCUGCGAAUACGGGGACAGUUACGACGGAUGCCAACGUGCAUCCUCCGCCUGUGUAAACUACCCACAAGAGUGCUGUGACACAUGUCGCUCCUCCAACGCCAGAUCCCCUUCCGGCUCAACACAGGCCACUACCGCUGUGACCUCUAAGGGAGCUUCCGGUACAACUCAGAAAAGUGAUGGCGGGGACACAUUACCUGAGUGGGUGGUUCCGGUGGCAGCAGGUGGAGGCGGUGCAUUGGUUCUAUGCAUCGUUGUUGCCGUCGUGUGUUGUUGCUGUUGUCGGCGUGGGCAACAGAAGGAUUCGCGCGGACAUUCCGCCAGCAGGAGCGGAAGACCGGACGGCAGAUAUAAUACAAGACCCAGACAGUAUCUGCAUGGUGAAUAUCGCGGUGGCGGUCAACCGGGUAGCAGACGGCCAGACGACUUCCGGUACCACGGUAGACACCGUUACUGAGGCUACUCCAUAGACAAGAGGGCCAUGAUGGCCCUGAAUCGCUCACCUGACUAACCUUGCUACAUCAACUUAAAUUCUAUCAGACCCAUAUACAAUCCCAAGCCAGAUUUCAUUAAUUAAUACAUUCUGACAAAUUUCAUUAAGACGUGAUGAAAACUGUGACCUCUUUCAUCUACACAAAGUUUUACUAGAAUUGGCCCAGUGACCUAAUUUUUGACCCCCGAUGACCCAUAUACGAUCCAAAAUAAAAUAUUAUCAAGAUAAACAUUCUGACCAUAUUUACAUUUUUCAGUUUUUAUACGCCCGUCUAUGACGGGACGUAUUAUGGUAUACCCCGCGUCUGUCCGUCCGUCCGUCUGUCCGUCCGUCCGUCUGUUAAUGUCGUACGCUACGUCAAAUAUCCUUUGACAGAUUUUCUUCAAAUUUUAACACAAUCUUAAUAUUGAUAAACCCUGAUCCCCUUUCGUUUUUGACGGAAUUCUGAAUUGUCGUUCCAGAGUUAUGGGACUUUGUUCGUCAAAAUUUCGUGAUUUCAUUGAAUGUCCUACUGUAGCUCAAAUAUCCUUCGAUGGAUUUUUUUCAAAUUUCAACACAAUCUUAAUAUUGAUAAACCCUGAUCCCCUUUCGUUUUUGACGGAAUUCUGAAUUGUCGUUCCAGAGUUAUGGGACUUUGUUCGUCAAAAUUUCGUGAUUUCAUUGAAUGUCCUACUGUAGCUCAAAUAUCCUUCGAUGGAUUUUUUUCAAAUUUCAACACAAUCUUAAUAUUUAUAAACCCUGAUCCCCUUUCGUUUUUGACGGAAUUCUGAAUUGUCGUUCCAGAGUUAUGGGACUUUGUUCGUCAAAAAUUGAACAAGGUGAGCUUUUUUCUAUUCCGAUUGUACACUACCACUUACCCAUCUACAUUUCUGUAUUAUUAUUGGUCAAAAUAUCUAUAACAGGUUUACUUCAACUCCAUAUCCUCUAAAGAAAUGCAUACAUAUACUCAAAAAAAGAUAUGGUAUGAAUGUCAAGGAGACGGCGCUCCAUGCUCAUGUACUUAUAAAAUAAACCAUGUAUUCAAAUACAAAUAAACUGAAGUAAAAAAAUGA
This is a messenger RNA of Dreissena polymorpha, 3362 nucleotides long. RefSeq names its product A disintegrin and metalloproteinase with thrombospondin motifs adt-2-like. The coding region runs from base 217 to 2274 and encodes 685 amino acids. The transcript has 19 exons. NCBI's taxonomy places the organism in Eukaryota, Metazoa, Mollusca, Bivalvia, Myida, Dreissenidae. Gene Ontology annotation, biological process: proteolysis. Gene Ontology annotation, molecular function: metalloendopeptidase activity. The record is from RefSeq and is a predicted model, not a curated record.